AUGGAGCAUUCGAUACAAAAUGGUCUGCAUCGCCGACAUUUCAUAAGUACACAUGUUGAAGGUACAUCAUAUCCUACGGAUACCAUCAGACUGGUAUCACCACUUAACAGAUUCGCUAUAUUACAAGGGAAUUUCAGAUAUGACGAUGAUUACCCCGAAAAGCCGUAUGGACUGAGAACUAAGCUAAUAAUAAUAGGAAUAAUAAUUGUGGUAUCAGCGUUAUGUGGUUACUUUAUUGGUAGAGCAGAUUAUAAUGCACAGAAACUGCCAACGCCUUUGGAUCCCAUUGAUCAUCUACCACCAUCACCGUCGAGGCUCCACAUAUUUAAGAGAGCAGCGGUUUGCACAGAUGCUCCACAGUGUUCGGAGAUAGGCAGGUACAUUCUUUCAAUCAAUGGAUCUGCCGUUGAUGCAACUAUUGCUGCGAUGUUCUGCAACGGAAUCUUUAACAUGCAGAGCAUGGGUCUGGGGGGAGGAUUCUUCAUGACAGUGUAUAUCAAGGAAGAAGAAAAAGCCUACACUGUGAUCGCGAGGGAGAAAGCCCCAGAAGCUGCUUCCCGCGAUAUGUUCAACGGAAACUCCGCCAAAGCUUCUAAAGGGGGCUUAGCAGUCGCCGUCCCAGGCGAGCUUCGAGGCAUGUGGGCAGCUCACAAGCGAUGGGGCAAGCUUCCUUGGGACGAACUCUUAAAACCUUCCCUUAACUUCUGCAAAUAUGGAUUCACAAUGUCGAAGGUUUUGCAUGAGGGACUAGAAAGCGCGCCAUUCACCAAGAAUGAUCCACAUUUAAGGAAAAUGUUCUUUAAUAGUGCAAAAAAUAAAUUUCACAAACCAGGUACACUAGUGAAACCUAACGAGCCUUUCUGCAAAACGCUCAAUAUAAUAGCUGAGAAGGGUGGCGACGAACUCUAUAACGGUACACUAGCUGUCGAAUUCUUGGAAGAUCUCAACAGAGCUGGUAGCAUCAUUACAGCUGAUGACCUGAAGAAUUAUGAAGCGAAAAUCACAGAUCCAAUAUCAGUUCCUUUAAGCAACGGCGAUAUAUUAUACACCCCUCCGCCACCAAGCAGUGGGGCUAUUUUAAUAAACAUUUUGAACAUACUCAGCGGCUACAAUUUUACAUCCGAUAACAUAAAUAACACUGAAAAUAAGGUACUUACUUACCAUAGGAUAUUGGAAGCGUUCAAACACGCGUAUGCGGCCAGGACUAAACUGGGAGAUUUGGAUUACCUGGACUUAACUGAUUUUCUACACAACAUAACCUCACCAGAUUAUGGAAGAGAAAUGCGAUUAAAAAUUAAUGAUACAAUAACAAGCAACAGUACAGAUUUCUACGAUGCCUCCGAAUACCUGAAGCCAGACCACGGAACCGCUCACAUAUCAGUCAUAGCGGACAAUGGUGAUGCAGUAUCAAUGACGAGCUCGAUUAAUUUCUAUUACGGCGCCGGAUUCACAACUCUCAACACAGGCAUUGUAAUGAACAAUGUAAUGGACGAUUUUUCUUCUCCUGGAAUUGUAAAUUACUUCGGCCUAAAACCUUCCCCCGCUAACUUCAUUGCACCGGGCAAGAGACCCAUGUCCUCGAUGAGUCCUAGUAUUAUCGUUGAUAGGAAUGGAAAUGCGAAACUUGUUAUAGGCGCUUCCGGUGGAACGAAGAUCGUGACAGCUAUGGCUUUGGUAACAAUGCGUAAGCUGUGGUUCGGGCAGAGCAUCAAAGAAGCAGUGGACGAACCUCGUAUCCACCAUCAAAUAUUCCCAAUGCAUGCUGAAUAUGAAUUCGGUGUGAUUAAGGACAUUAUCGAUGGUUUACGAGCAAAGGGUCAUGGUAUGGUGCGUUAUAGAAACAGAGGUUCCAUCAUUUGCGCUCUCUUCAGAAAUCGAACAGCUAUUUACGCGAACGCAGACUUUAGAAAAGGCGGCGAUGUUGCCGGAAUAGACUAAGUGACUAGUUAAACAUAGAUAUAUAUAAAAGGAAUUAUAC
Messenger RNA from Melitaea cinxia (Glanville fritillary), 1978 nucleotides. RefSeq names its product glutathione hydrolase 1 proenzyme-like. Gene Ontology annotation, biological process: glutathione catabolic process. The transcript has 10 exons. The record is from RefSeq and is a predicted model, not a curated record. Gene Ontology annotation, cellular component: plasma membrane. Bases 1 to 1938 code for a protein of 645 amino acids. NCBI's taxonomy places the organism in Eukaryota, Metazoa, Arthropoda, Insecta, Lepidoptera, Nymphalidae. Gene Ontology annotation, molecular function: glutathione gamma-glutamate hydrolase.